Messenger RNA from Hyaloperonospora brassicae, 1620 nucleotides. NCBI's taxonomy places the organism in Eukaryota, Oomycota, Peronosporomycetes, Peronosporales, Peronosporaceae. The record is from the annotation of a GenBank genome assembly.
AUGAGUGCGGUCACCUUUAGUCGCGUAGAGGCUCACGCCCUCGCUGCCCGCAACGCUGCCCCAAAGCAGCGCUUACCCCUUCGACGCAACCACUUUGGCCGCGUGCAGCCGUCUCAAGACGACGUGAGGCUGUACCUCAUGACCGCCACGUCGCUCUUGCACAGUGCCUUGUCCAAAGCCCGAGCAGACCGUGCGAGCGGCCACGCCGCGUACCGCACGUGGAAACAGCUCAGCACGGCUUCCAGUCGCAUCCAGCGGCUCACGAAGAUCGAUGCCAAUGGCCGAGACGUGCACUACCGUCUUCAGGGCACUAUCGUCGGGGCUUCGGUCCAGGACUUGAUGGGCGUCUUGUCCGCCGACGCUACAACGGCCCAAGUCGUCGCGCGUCGACGCCUCCUGUCCAGCAAUAGCCUCGACGCCCAGACGCUCUGUGUGCUCCGUGACCGCCGAGUCGCGUCCACUACUGCUACCUACGACCACUUGUCGCUUCGGUGGGAAGCGAUCCGCUUGAGCCCCAAUAGCCCCAUCUACGACCGCGACAGGUGCUAUCUCGAGUUCACGGGCGUGACCACUGACGUCGACGGUACGUUGGUGGGGUUCUUGAUCCAGCACGCGAUUGCCCAUCCCAACUGCGGGUCGCUCUUGGAGUCGCACGGACUCACGCGACUCGACGUGACGGAAGUUGUGCUCCUGCGGCCGUCUUCAGUAUCGUCAGUAUCCUCGCUGCAGGGCAUGGGGUGCACGGACAUGACGUUGGACGGUCUCGUGCGCCGUCCGAGUAAGUUCCCUCCGUGGCUCGUGCACUCGUACCUCAGCACUGUUGCAACGUGUCUCGACGAGCUGCCGAAUGUCGUCCAGGAGCGGUUGUUGGCCACGUUGCCCGUGCUCAGCACGUCGCAAUGUGUAUCCCGAGCGUCGCGCAGACACUGUCACGUGUGUCGGAGCGCAUUCGGUCUCUGGUCGAAGAAGGUCAACUGUCGCAGCUGUGGCGACGUGGCGUGCAAGUCCUGCGUUGUGACCCGCACGGGCGGCGAGACGGCCACGUUCUGCACAAAGUGUCUGACUCGAGUGUCGAGAGAGACGGCAAAGGCUGCGGUGCGGUUACCUUCGGACUGUGACUCGGCUUCGUUCACGACCUCUUCGUCAUGCUCAGACUGCAGGAGUAGUUGCCGGGAGUCGGAAAAUGGGCCAUGUACUAGUACUACUGCAACUGCAGCUGCUACGACCUCUUUGACGUCGAUGCAACGGAAGGGAAGUGCAAUGCCAACGCCGCGUCGUGUGCGGAUCAACACGGCGCUGCUGGAAGACAGCGGAGACAGUCGUCGAUUGUGCAGCACGGCAAGUACUGCGAGCGAAAGCAGCUCUUUGGACAGCUCGAGUUGGGACUGUUGCAGUCGCGAGGGGUCACUACUGGACGACGACGUUGACGAGACAUUGGAUACAAAGCAGAUGCUGCGUAGUGGCGGUGGCAAUGCACCCGCGUGUGGCAGUAGUGGUCAGAGCAGUCGACAAGUGCCAACGGGUAGAGCGGUCGACGACUUGAUCGCUCACCAGCGCUAUUUGCUGCAAGAAAUGCUGUCCCAGGCAAGAGCGUACCACCACCAGUGGGCCCGCGCGUGA